Molecule: messenger RNA, 1999 nt
Organism: Armigeres subalbatus
Lineage: Eukaryota; Metazoa; Arthropoda; Insecta; Diptera; Culicidae
Exons: 2
Coding region: 294-1892 (532 amino acids)
Molecular function (GO): nucleic acid binding; zinc ion binding
Source: RefSeq, a predicted model, not a curated record
GAAAAAGCUUCGAUGGAGUUUAUGACAGCUAGCGAAAAUAGGUUCGUGCCAAUGCAUAGAUGUGAGCUCUCUGUCUCGGAAAAGAGCAGGGCAGAAAGAGCAAGCAUUUUACGAUGAUGCUUCAACAGCUCAUUAGAAUGAGACGGAAUAAAAAAAAAAGCUUUUGGACGGGGUAUGACUGAGAGGAGAAACUGGCAUCAAGUCAUUCAGUGUACGGAAUUUGAAGCGUAUAGACGCAUAUUGAGCGCUGCAAUAUUGGUCCAAUCGUAUCUGGACGGAAUCAAAUACUGAGGAUGAAUCCCGAGUACCACAAUGGCGUGGUUGAUGCUCCCGUAAAAAAGAAGAAGAAAUCGAAGUUGGAGGUCGUAGCACAAAACCCAUCGAAACAUAUCCUCGGCCAUGCUAAACUCACUAAAGAGUCACAGGAGAUGGCUCCAACGAAAAAGUUGAAGAAGCGCAGCCUUAGACAAGCUAAUUUCUCUGAGGAGGUGGUGAUGCACGAAGGGGCUCUAUUGAAGAUUAAGGAAAAAUCCAAGCGUGGUGCUGCGAGGCCACAACCGCCGAAAGUGAAUUCUACAGCAGGAAAUAUACCGUUAGUGGCUCCAUUGAAGAAAAAGAAGAAAUCAAAACUUGGCGUGGCGAUGCAACAGCUGUCGGAAGCGAAUUCCAGCAACGUUAACCUCACCGAAGAGUUGGCUAAAGCACAGGAAACUAUACGAGCGCUUCAAAGCAGCUUGUCAUCCGCACAGAGCGAGACCGGAGAUGUCAACAGUGUGGAAUUCGAAAACGAUCUUGGUCCAAGUAGUACAAAACAUCACACCAGACCACAGGACCCAACUAACGAGCUUUCACGAUUUGUAACAUCGAUGAAUCAAAUAUCCGUGUCGUCAAUUAGUGUUCCGGAAUGCAAGCCAAGCAUAGAAGGCGAAGAUAUUUCGCGGCUUGACUUCGACGCGUGGCAGGAUUUGUUGACCAAUUCAUUGAUGUUGGCAGGUAUCACAGAGGAAGCAACUCAGUUCGCUGUUUUCAAAGUGAAGGCAGGUCAGAAACUCCUUGAAAUGUACAGGUCAACAGUAUCAUCUGGCGAUGUCCCUGACGAAGGAAUUUUCCCCUACUCCAAUGCUAUGUCGCGGCUAAAGAUGUAUUUUGCUUCUACAUCUGACAUCAUGCUACAGCGUAGAAAACUUUCUCUUAUGAUGCAGCAUCCGAAAGAAUCGGACUUGGUUUUCAUUAGAAGGGUUGCAACCGCUGCGAGGCAAUGCGAAUACCCGGAUGGAAAGCAACUUGAAGAGAUCCUGAGUACAGUAGCUGAACAAGCCAGGUAUAAAGAGGUAAGAAUCGCGGCGCUCAAAAUGAUGAGUCGUAAAUCAUCUUUGGCGGAUCUAAUCGAUAAAGUUCGAGAAAUCGAAACAAUACGAUUGAAUGAAGAAUAUGUCUCAAAGAAACAUGUGACACCAGAUACAACAUUGGCACCUGUGAACGCGGUGAAGGUAGAAGCCGGACUUUCUCGCUUUGUUGCUAAUCGUGCAACUCCGGCCUAUGCCAGAACUCCGCAGCAGCGAAUCAAUAUACGUGGCGGACGCGGUCAGCGAUCUGCGAGAGGUGGCAUGGUAUGGCGUGGAUCUAACUCACAUGUGCUCGAACGUUGUACUCGUUGCAACAGCGUUUAUCAUUCGGCAGAAAGAUGCUUCGCUAUAAAUCUGAAGUGUCACAAUUGUGGGGAUAUGGGUCACCUACUGCGAGCAUGCAAUCGACCGGUAGCUCCAAGAAAACAGCGAUUCCAUGAUGAAGGGAUGCCAGCUAAAGAUCCACUGGAAGUUGCAGCAGUAGCAGCUAAACAGGAGACGAUGGCUGAGCAAGUUACAACGGAUAAACCUGUAAGUGAAAAUUAAUUUGAUUACAAAAAACUCACCAAAGGGCUGACAAGAAGUGUUUUUUUUUUGAUAAUAAUAAUAAUUAAUGUAUGUCAUAAUGACCAGAACUCUCGUAUUUCAAUAAA